UUACCUGCAGCCGUGACGCCGGAGUUUUUUACGCGUGGAUUUAAAGUAGAAGACAGAAAGAAACAGUCUGUUGCGAUGAAAACAAAGUGUUAUCUCCUUAUUUUGUGUAUUUCUGUUAUAUUACCUGCCCUCAGUUUUGCGUACGAGUCUCAGUUAAGUAGAGGGAGAAACGUUUUCGAAUUAGGCGCACCAAAUCACGAACCUAUCAGUGUGUCGACUACAGAAAGCCAAAAACUCCGCCAGAGGAUUUCUGGUGCCGCAGCUCUGUUGUCUUCGCUCGGUUUGGGGAGAUCCUUUCGUUCUUCGACAUUGGUAACACCUCCAUCCAUGCGUCCAGGACAGAUGCAGGCGGACUCUCCAAAUGACCCAGACGUCUCUGUAACUUGCUCCGCGUCUGACUUUGUCGUGCGGGUGAGACGAGCUUUCUAUGGUCUGGGCGCAGAUGCGCAGGAGCUGACAUUAGGCAGCGACUGCAAAAGCAACGGGGAUCUAGGGCCACACGGUGACUUACUUUUCAAGUAUCCAUUGACGUCGUGUGAUGCAGUGCGUGAGCUGCCUCGUGGUUUUCUGGUCUAUAAAUAUGUGCUUCACUAUGAGCCUUCAUCAAAACGAUUUCCAAGCAGAGCGUUGCCCAUAGAUGUCAGCAUCGAAUGCCAUUACCAAAGAGACUACUCUGUUCACCAACUGGCCGUACAGCCCACAUGGCAAACCGUCAUUGUGCGUAAAAAAUUAAAAGGACAUCCGAUGGACUUCCAGAUCAGACUAAUGGAUGAUUCUUGGAAGACACCAGCCAAAACCCAUGAGUAUCUACUUGGACAAACGGUUAAUGUGCAAGUGUCAAAUCCUCACCUUUCUCCUGGAGAAAAACUGUACAUCAAUGUCUGCUAUGCAGCACCAUCCAGUGAUUCCAAAUCCUCCCUAAGAUACACAGUCAUAGACAACUUUGGCUGCAUGCUGGACAGCAAACAGGACCCUGGGGCCUCUGAGUUUAUUUCUCGGACAGACAAGACCCUGAGGUUCUCCUUAAAGGCUUUCCAGUUUACCGCUGACCCCGACACUGAGGUCAGCAUCCACUGCAAAUUGUUAGUCACAUCGGAGGACCCAGGACCUGCGCACAAAUCCUGCACUUACAGAGGACAUAGAUGGAGGGCCCUUGCUGGUCAUGAUUCAAUAUGUGAGUGCUGUGAGUCAAAAUGUGUGACCUCUAAACACCGCAGGGCCUUGAAGGAAGGCUCUGCCAGUAGUGGGCCGCUACUGGUCUCAGAUCAGCCAUACACAGUCGAGGAUGACUUACUGCCGGUCAGUCCCUCUGCAGCUAGCAAGAUAGAGGACAAGACCAACAGAAAUGAUUACACUCAGCUGAAUAGUCCUGAGAAGAUCUGGGAAAAUGGAAAUGUGGAAAAGUAUGCUGAUGAUAAAAACACAAAGCAGCAGUUUGAAGAGCGUGAAACUAUCCUUGGAGCUGAUCCUGAACCUGAUCUAGAAAAGUUGGAUUACAUAGAGAGGGUGUUGGAGGAUGAGUGGAGUGAACCUAAAGUGAGGAAUUUCAAUAUGUUUAGGGAGGAUGGAUCAGGAGGAGAUGAGGGGGAGGAUUUUUCAGAGAUCUCUGAAGAGCACAUGAGCCAUGAGAAUCAGGAGGAAGGUGAACUGCUUCAUCAUGGGGAACAGUUGAAGCCAACAUUACCAACAAAAAGUGGCUUGCAGAGGGAGUUGGAGCCCCCUGACUGUGAGGAAGAAAACAAGAAGCAUGCAUGUAGAGUUGAAGAGGAUGGGACGACGGCCUCUGUGGUGCAGCUGAUUAGGGAGACCAGUAGAGCAGAUGUAGUGAAUGAAGAAGAAAAAACUUGGUAUUUCACAUGGAGGUAA
This is a messenger RNA of Melanotaenia boesemani (Boeseman's rainbowfish), 1866 nucleotides long. RefSeq lists its product as uncharacterized. NCBI's taxonomy places the organism in Eukaryota, Metazoa, Chordata, Actinopteri, Atheriniformes, Melanotaeniidae. The record is from RefSeq and is a predicted model, not a curated record. Gene Ontology annotation, molecular function: acrosin binding. The transcript is spliced from 8 exons. Gene Ontology annotation, cellular component: extracellular matrix. Bases 76 to 1866 code for a protein of 596 amino acids. Gene Ontology annotation, biological process: egg coat formation; positive regulation of acrosome reaction; binding of sperm to zona pellucida.